CUACUUUGGUCCUCAAAGCUCUAAAGAAAGAUCAGCAUAUGCCCACUCUUGUAUUUGAGUGGAAUGAAGCAGGUUUCAUUGAUGUUCUCACUGCUCCAGGUUUUCGAAAUGGCAUUGCCGGCCAAAAUAAGGCUGCGAUUAUCACAAAUCUUACGACAAAUGGAGCAACAAGCUAUAAUGAUAUCGUAUUUACAUUUCCAAAUGGCAAUGCCAUUGGAGCAUGGGUUGAUCAGAUACGCAUAAUGUAUCCACCAAAAUUUACCCUGGAAGCACCACUCAAACCAAUAUAA
Cetraspora pellucida is the source of this 290-nucleotide messenger RNA. The record is from the annotation of a GenBank genome assembly. Lineage: Eukaryota; Fungi; Glomeromycota; Glomeromycetes; Diversisporales; Gigasporaceae.